Phacochoerus africanus (Common warthog) is the source of this 736-nucleotide messenger RNA. Its product is annotated as cytochrome c oxidase subunit 4 isoform 1, mitochondrial. Bases 125 to 634 code for a protein of 169 amino acids. Gene Ontology annotation, biological process: mitochondrial electron transport, cytochrome c to oxygen. The record is from RefSeq and is a predicted model, not a curated record. Lineage: Eukaryota; Metazoa; Chordata; Mammalia; Artiodactyla; Suidae. The transcript is spliced from 5 exons.
UGGAGUCCCCUCUCGAUCCCGUGGUGCUCCGCGGCAGGGUCGCGCUCUCUUCCGGUCGCGGGCAGCCGGGGCGUAGAGGGCGGUCGCGACAGGCGCCGAGGCAGUGCUGAGCGACCGAGGCAGGAUGUUGGCUACCAGAGUAUUUAGCCUCAUUGGCAGGCGAGCAAUUUCCACCUCGGUGUGUGUGCGAGCACAUGGAAGCGUCGUGAAGAGUGAGGACUACGCCCUCCCGGUCUACGUCGACCGGCGCGACUACCCCUUGCCCGACGUGGCCCACGUCAAGAACCUCUCCGCCAGCCAGAAGGCCUUGAAGGAGAAGGAGAAGGCCUCCUGGAGCAGCCUCUCCAUGGAUGAGAAAGUGGAACUGUACCGCCUGAAGUUCAACGAGAGCUUCGCCGAGAUGAACAGGAGCACGAACGAGUGGAAGACGAUCGUGGGCACGGCGCUGUUCUUCAUCGGCUUCACCGCCCUCAUCCUCAUCUGGGAGAAGCACUAUGUGUACGGCCCCAUCCCGCACACCUUUGAGGAGGAGUGGGUGGCCAAGCAGACCAAGAGGAUGCUGGACAUGAAGGUGGCCCCGAUCCAGGGCUUCUCGGCCAAGUGGGACUACGACAAGAACGAGUGGAAGAAGUGAGGCCCGACCCCACCUGUCCUGUCGCCGCCCUGCAGCGCAGCGCCUUGACUGCGCACCGUCACGUGACACGACCAGUGCUAAUAAACGAGCAGGUGACCCGAA